Molecule: messenger RNA, 1154 nt
Organism: Gordionus sp. m RMFG-2023
Lineage: Eukaryota; Metazoa; Nematomorpha; Gordioida; Chordodea; Parachordodidae
Product: small ribosomal subunit protein uS7m-like
Exons: 7
Coding region: 36-683 (215 amino acids)
Biological process (GO): ribosomal small subunit assembly; translation
Cellular component (GO): mitochondrial small ribosomal subunit; ribosome
Molecular function (GO): rRNA binding; mRNA binding; structural constituent of ribosome
Source: RefSeq, a predicted model, not a curated record
UUUUGAUUUAAGUACAUUACUUUGAUAUUUAAAUAAUGCAAAUUAUUAAAACAAUCAAAAAUUUUUCAAGAUUACCCCAAUUGAUAUGUUAUAGAAAUACAGUUUAUUCCACCAAUUAUGCCGAACCAACUACUAGCCUCGAUCAAAUUAAUGAUAUUAUUGAGUCCACAACAGAUUUAAAUUAUAGGCCAAUUAAGGCUUUAAAGAACGAUUUAAUGAGCUUUACUUUCGAUGACCCUUUACUUAAUAAAUUUACAAAUAUGGUAAUGAUGGAAGCUGAUAAAAAAUUAGCUAAAAAUUUGAUGGCCAAGGCCUUUCAAGCGAUAAAAUGGAAACAAAUACGUGAAUUGUAUUUAGCUCAAUUAGAAGAUAAAAAUAAAGAUAGUGAUUCCGAAGUCAUUGAAACCAAUCCUCUUAAAAUUUUUCAUUUAGCGGUAAAAAAUGCUGCACCUUUGAUGUGGUUAAUGAAUGUUAAACGAGGGGGAACUACCUACCAAGUUCCUUGUCCUAUAAAUCCCAAACAUAGUCAAUUCAGAGCGUUAAAAUGGAUUUUGGAGGCAGCAAGAGAUAAAGACGGUAAAAUUCUUUUUGAAGAUAAAUUAGCCUGGGAACUAAUCGAUGCCUCUGAAAAUCAAGAUCCAAACCGAAAAGAAUAUCGGCUCAGAUUCAGGGCAGUGUCAUAAAAAAGAAAAGAGAUUUACACGCUUUGUGCGAAACUAAUAAAGCUUAUGCUCAUUUUCGUUGGGGCAAAUGACAACAUACAAUGCAUUUUCGUUGUUUAAAUUUAUUAUACCAAUACAUUUUAUAAUUUUAUGAUAUUACAUAGAUGAUCAAAAUUAUAAUGUAAAUCUUUUCAAUUCUCGACAAUUACUUUAUAAUUAAAUGUAUAUAAUUUAUUAAUUACUUUAAAUUCCUGGUUAACAGCGCUUAUCAACACAACCUUUUACUCUUUAUAUAUCAGAGACCUUAGGGCCGAUUUUAAUUUUUUUAAAAAAUCCGGGCCAAGUCAAGCCUGAAAAUAUAAAACCCGUGCCGGGCCAAAAAAAUUUUUUUUAAUUCCAGGCCGAGCCGUGCAAAUAGGACUUCUGCAGGUCUCUGAUAUAUAUUAUCAUUUGACAUAAAAAUUGUAUUUUUAACUAAAUUAAAAAAAUAAA